This is a messenger RNA of Oncorhynchus masou masou (cherry salmon), 1119 nucleotides long. Its product is annotated as uracil phosphoribosyltransferase homolog. Gene Ontology annotation, cellular component: cytoplasm. NCBI's taxonomy places the organism in Eukaryota, Metazoa, Chordata, Actinopteri, Salmoniformes, Salmonidae. The transcript is spliced from 7 exons. The record is from RefSeq and is a predicted model, not a curated record. Gene Ontology annotation, molecular function: ribosylnicotinamide kinase activity. Bases 121 to 1119 code for a protein of 332 amino acids.
GUCGUCAUUUCCUGAAGCCAGGCGGAUGUGUUGACGUCCCCAACGUUGCGACACGUACGGUCGUUGUCAGCAAAUAGCGAACUUUAUUCGGGUUUAACAAUAUACAGUGAGUACAGCAACAUGCCCUGCCACAACCAGUCGUUAAAUAACGUUACUACCGGCCAAGAACAUAACUUAACGAAGCAUGUUCGGUUCGCCGCGAGCAGUAACAGCAGCAGCGUUCCGGUGGCGCCAAGCUCUGAAGCGGUGGAUGACGUCAAUAAACAGCGUUUGAACGGGAACUGUCCGAAUGGUGGUGGGCUCGGCCCAGAUGUGUUAAACCUUGGACCUCAACUGAAACUGCUUCCUCUUAACAGUCAGAUACUAGAAUUACAGACCAUCAUCAGAGACAAGACAACCAGCAGAGGGGAUUUUGUGUUCUGUGCAGACCGACUGAUCAGACUGGUGGUGGAAGAAGGACUGAACCAGCUGCCCUACUCAGAGUGCACUGUGACCACUCCUACAGGACACAUGUAUGAAGGUGUAAAGUUUGAGAGAGGUAACUGUGGAGUCAGCAUCAUGAGAAGUGGCGAGGCCAUGGAGCAGGGUCUGAGGGACUGUUGUAGGUCCAUUCGCAUAGGGAAGAUCCUGAUCCAGAGUGAUGAAGAGACCCAGGAGGCUAAGGUCUACUAUGCUAAGUUCCCCCCAGACAUAAACAGGAGGAAGGUGCUGCUCAUGUACCCAAUACUGAGUACAGGUAACACAGUGAUCGAGGCGGUGCAGGUACCACUGUUGAUUGAGCAUGGACUCCAACCCAAACACAUCAUCCUCCUCUCUCUCUUCUCCACCCCACACGACCAUCUCUCCACACCACGCUCCACACCACGCUACCAUCUCCAGACCACGCCAGACCAGACCACACCCGCUCCAGACCACACCACCUCUACCAUCUCCACACCACACCACGCUCUCCACACCUCCACACCACACCCUAGACCAGACCACACCACGCUCUUUCAUCUAGACUCCAGGACCAGCCAAGGACCAUCCUCCAAGAGACCACACCACGCUCCCACCACGAGAUCACCCACGCUGACCACACCACCCUCACCACAGAGCUGCCACACCACACCACGCUAG